Amyelois transitella is the source of this 1102-nucleotide messenger RNA. RefSeq lists its product as uncharacterized. NCBI's taxonomy places the organism in Eukaryota, Metazoa, Arthropoda, Insecta, Lepidoptera, Pyralidae. The record is from RefSeq and is a predicted model, not a curated record. The transcript has a single exon. Bases 60 to 776 code for a protein of 238 amino acids.
GCAAAGCUGGGUCUCUUUCACCGGCACCUGUAUCCCCUGCUCCGUCUCAAUUGGAUAAGAUGCAGGAACAGUUAAACCGGAUUGUUUUUGAUCUCGGGUCAUUGAAGACAUUAGUGGAGGACGUUAAAACCAUCAAGUCGGAGAUGACAGAACUAAAAAAUUCUAUUGAAUGGGCUCAUAAAUCUAUUGGUGACUUCACCGCAGCUUUUUCGGCCAUAGAGAUCCGUGUCUCAGGUGUUGAGAAGAUGGUUAAUGAGAUCCCGACUUUACAGACUGAUAUCAAUAGGCUUAAACAGGAGUUAGAGGAGAGGGACCAGUUGGCAAGGGCCAAUAACGUGGAAAUUCGUGGCAUCCCUUUGAAGAAAAAUGAAAACUUAUUUGAUAUAGCACAGAAGGUUGGUGAGUUGAGCAAUUUCCACUUUAAGAAGGAGGACAUAAGCUAUAUUGCUCGGAUUCCCACACGUGUCCCCAAUGCUGAAAAGCCAAUUAUCAUCGCCUUUAAUAAUAGGUAUAUAAAGGAAGAUCUGGUGGCAUCAGCGCGGAAGAGUGAUAGGCUCAAAAUCAACAACUUGGGCUUUUCUACUAUGGGACAGUUCUACGUGAAUGAUCACCUCACCCAGAAAAACAAAAUCCUAUUAAGCAGAGCGAGGGCAAUGGCCCGGGAGAAGGAUUUCCGCUAUAUUUGGGUGAAACAUUCAAAAAUCAUGGCCCGGAAGUCAGACACGUCGCCUAUAUUUUUUAUAAGAAGCGAAGGGGACCUUUCAAAAAUAGUUUAACUUACUUUAAUAAUUCAUUACUUUUACCACUAUAUUACAUUUAUACCAUUUUAUGCCUUAAGAAAGGAAAGAGACCUAUUGUUAUUAGUUUGAGUUAUUUAUGUGUGCAAGUUUUUUCACUAUUUAAUUUACUUUUUUAUGUAAUACGUCAUAUAUAUUAUGUUGUGUUAUAUUUAAAUUACGUUGUUAAAGUUCUACCUAAUUUGAGAGUCAUUGGCACAUUCCGAACCUUUUGUUUACUUUAUCGCUUUGAAUCAUACGUCGGUAGUCGCGGCGUAGCCAGCUUGUCGCCACGCCUUUGUAUACUUUAUAUGCAUUCUCGAGAU